Messenger RNA from Melampsora larici-populina 98AG31, 426 nucleotides. RefSeq lists its product as uncharacterized. The record is from RefSeq and is a predicted model, not a curated record. NCBI's taxonomy places the organism in Eukaryota, Fungi, Basidiomycota, Pucciniomycetes, Pucciniales, Melampsoraceae. The transcript has a single exon. The coding region runs from base 1 to 426 and encodes 141 amino acids.
AUGGUCAUUAAUCGAAUUCGAAACAGCCGAGGUGUUACUUCCCUAAUGCAAUGCACACGUAGUCAAACUCAAAACCGCCGUGCUACUUCCCCAAUCAUUCACCAGCGUCGACACAAUGCCAGGAGAGGCCAACGUGGACAUCACCCCGUUCAACCUAGGGUUAUCAAAAGAAACCGCAGAAUGACCCCCUGCGCAGAAGAAAGUCCACUAUUCUGGCGCAAAGCGUUCACUUUACCAGAUAGUCUUAUCAGGUUUAUCUUCCCCGACUGCAAUCUUUGGGAUUACUUCACCACUCGAAAAGUACUUCGAGCUCUCAUCAAUCACUUCGAUCCUGGUUACUACCUUCCUAGAAGGGUGUCAAAAACUGAUCUUAUUCAGAAAUACGAAGAUCUUGUGAAGACUGAGUAUGGAAUCUUAUAUGGCUAA